AUGGCCGACAAGCGGCGGUCCUCGCCCUGCAGCACCAUGAGCCUCAAGGCUCACGCCUUCUCCGUGGAGGCGCUCAUCGGCGCCGAGAAGCAGCAGCAGCCGCCGCAGCCGCCGCCUCCGCCGGCGCGGCAGCCCAAGCGGCGCAAACUGGGCGCCGAGGACGACGCGGCCGAGGACGACGCGGGCAGCGGCUGCUGCGCCAGGAGCUCCGCGGCCGGGAGCGACGCGGAGCCGGGCUGCGCCGCCCGCGGAGCCGCCGGUGAGUGCGAGGACGGCGCCGGCGGCGCCUCCCCGCCCGCCUCGCCGGGCGCCCCGGCCAAGGGCUCCGCGGGGGAGCCGCCGCUGGCCGCGCCGCGCGUGGACCUGCAGGGCGCCGAGCUCUGGAAGCGCUUCCACGAGAUCGGCACCGAGAUGAUCAUCACCAAGGCGGGCAGGCGGAUGUUUCCCGCAAUGAGAGUGAAGAUCUCAGGUUUAGACCCACACCAGCAGUAUUAUAUUGCUAUGGAUAUUGUGCCAGUGGAUAACAAAAGAUACAGGUACGUCUACCACAGCUCCAAGUGGAUGGUGGCUGGCAACGCAGACUCGCCGGUGCCGCCGCGCGUCUACAUCCACCCCGACUCGCCGGCCUCAGGCGAGACGUGGAUGAGGCAGGUGAUCAGCUUCGACAAGCUCAAGCUCACCAACAACGAGCUCGAUGACCAGGGGCACAUUAUCCUGCACUCCAUGCAUAAGUAUCAGCCUCGUGUCCACGUCAUCCGCAAGGAUUGUGGAGACGACCUGUCGCCCGUCAAGCCCAUACCUUCGGCAGAAGGGGUCAAGGCAUUCUCCUUUCCAGAGACAGUUUUCACUACCGUCACGGCGUACCAAAACCAGCAGAUAACUCGUCUGAAGAUUGACAGAAAUCCAUUUGCCAAAGGAUUUAGGGAUUCAGGACGUAACAGGAUGGGACUGGAAGCUUUGGUAGAAUCUUAUGCCUUCUGGAGACCUUCGCUGAGGACACUUACAUUUGAAGAUAUACCUGGGAUACCCAAACAAGGAAACACAGGUUCCUCUACUUUACUCCAGGGAUCUGGCAGUGGAGUGCCAUCUACCCACCCGCACCUCCUACCAGGUUCCCCGUGCUCAUCUCCAGCCUUCCAUCUCAGCCCCAACACCAGCCAACUCUGCAGUCUCGCUCCCGCCGACUACUCAGCUUGUGCCCGCUCGGGCUUGACCCUCAACAGAUACAGCACUUCUUUGGCCGAGACCUACAACCGGCUCACAAACCAAACCAGUGAAACAUUUGCGCCCCCACGGACUCCCUCUUACGUCGGCGUGUCGAGUAGCACAACUGUGAAUAUGUCCAUGAGUGGCAGCGACGGGGAUGCUUUCAGCUGCCCGCAAACUGGCAUUUCCAUGCAGAUUUCAGGGAUGUCUCCACAGCUCCAGUACAUCAUGCCAUCCCCAUCCAGCAAUGCCUUCACCACUAAUCAAAGCCACCAAGGCUCCUACAACACAUUCAGACUGCACAGUCCCUGUGCGCUGUAUGGAUAUAACUUUUCCACAUCCCCUAAACUGGCUGCCAGUCCUGAGAAAAUUGUUUCUUCCCAAGGAAGUUUCUUGGGGUCCUCGCCAAGUGGAACCAUGACGGAUCGGCAGAUGUUGCCCCCCGUGGAAGGAGUGCACUUACUUAGCAGUGGGGGGCAGCAGAAUUUCUUUGACUCUAGGACCCUAGGAAGCUUAACACUCUCGUCUUCUCAAGUGUCUGCACAUAUGGUUUGAUGAAGCCUUUAAGUAAAAGUACAGUAUGUUUGAUGUCUACAAUGUAUUUCUUUUGGAAUAUGAAAGGACACUCGAUGUAGCUUGUAAAGCGUGUGUAUAUAUAAUAUGAGAGG
Nothoprocta perdicaria is the source of this 1874-nucleotide messenger RNA. RefSeq names its product T-box 18 (gene TBX18). Gene Ontology annotation, biological process: morphogenesis of embryonic epithelium; positive regulation of DNA-templated transcription; somitogenesis. Gene Ontology annotation, molecular function: DNA-binding transcription factor activity, RNA polymerase II-specific; RNA polymerase II cis-regulatory region sequence-specific DNA binding. Lineage: Eukaryota; Metazoa; Chordata; Aves; Tinamiformes; Tinamidae. Gene Ontology annotation, cellular component: nucleus. Bases 1 to 1761 code for a protein of 586 amino acids. The transcript has 8 exons. The record is from RefSeq and is a predicted model, not a curated record.